AUUGACGAAAGACGCAUACUUUCCGAUGUUUACUACACUUUUUAAAAACACGAUGAUUUCUUGUAGGGCUUUGUUUUUUCUUUCAAGUAUUUUGGUCAUCCUUAAUUCAAGAGUAGUCAGUCAGGAUGUUAAUCAAAUUAUCCUUGAAGAUGGACAGUUUAAGAAUAUACUUGUAGCGAUCCACGAAGGAGUUGAAGAAGACCCUACCAUUAUCGAUAAUAUCAAGAAUAUGUUUAAAAGUGGCUCGCCUGUUCUCUUCAGUGCAACCGAGUUCAGAGUUUUUUGGAAGGAAAUACUCAUCCUAGUCCCACGGUCUUGGACCAGAGAACAGUCUUACGAGAUAGCCCAGUCCCAGUCUUACAAUAGGGCCAAUGUUCGGAUCCACUUUGGUGACGAGUCUACUGAUCCCAAGGUUGUGAACCACUUGAGUUGCGGAAAGGAAGGGCAUAAUCUGGCAAUGACAACGGGAUAUGUACAGAGUACCAGUAAACAUGGCACAUGCCACAAAAUGGAUAUAGUCCGUAAUUGGGCCAGACUGAGAUGGAGUUUGAUGCCUGAGCACUAUACUGGUGAUGAUUCGUCUGAGCCAACUUACUUUCAUAAUGGUACAUGCGAAGGGACAAGAUGCUCUCGAGAGAUCUCUGGAUCCUAA
Lytechinus variegatus (green sea urchin) is the source of this 652-nucleotide messenger RNA. RefSeq names its product calcium-activated chloride channel regulator 4A-like. Lineage: Eukaryota; Metazoa; Echinodermata; Echinoidea; Temnopleuroida; Toxopneustidae. The transcript has 4 exons. The record is from RefSeq and is a predicted model, not a curated record. The coding region runs from base 26 to 652 and encodes 208 amino acids.